Messenger RNA from Esox lucius (northern pike), 3431 nucleotides. Its product is annotated as activin receptor type-2A. Gene Ontology annotation, biological process: protein phosphorylation; cellular response to growth factor stimulus; activin receptor signaling pathway. The transcript has 12 exons. The coding region runs from base 1074 to 2657 and encodes 527 amino acids. Gene Ontology annotation, molecular function: activin receptor activity; ATP binding; activin binding. The record is from RefSeq and is a predicted model, not a curated record. Lineage: Eukaryota; Metazoa; Chordata; Actinopteri; Esociformes; Esocidae. Gene Ontology annotation, cellular component: activin receptor complex; plasma membrane.
ACUGUGGUCACAGAAGAGGAAAACGUCGAGGAUAACGCACGCUUGACGAAACGCUGUGCUGCCGUUCUUGAAUACACUCAUGACUUGACAGCAGCCGGUUGAAAAAAAUUAUGAACUGCUGAUCUCAUGUGCGUUUGCCUACGACGUUUUGGAUGUGAUCUUCAUUGAUGCAUACCAUUUUUACAGACUCACAUUUCGAUCAAUUGGGAAGAGGAAAUAUUGUAUGUUUUCUAUUCAGACUCGGAUUAGCUAGCUGUUUGCUAGCAUACGUUUUGGAAUAUGAAGACUCAAAGCUGUGAGGACCAAGAGAUGAGAUGUAUUAGUAUUGACCACAACAUGUGGUGUAUUGAAUCCUCUUUGAGAUGUGGAACUCUUUCUUAUCUAGCUAGCUAGAUCAUUAUCAGUAGCUACCUAGCUAGCUAACGGCAUUUUUAACAAGCUAACCAAUUAGUUCGCUAACAGUUAGCUACAGUAGUAGCCUAGUUGGCUACAGUACUGUAUGUAUGAAGAUUGCAAGAGUCAAUUUCUUAAUCUUGUAGCUAGGUAAUUUGACUGCAUUUGCCAUUUUUUUCUGGUUUAGUCUAGCUUCUAGCUUGAAUGUAAAGAACGAUUUAUAUUCAUCGAUAGUAGAUUGCCAGCUUGUGAAUAACUAGUUACCUUGUCAGCUUGCAAGCUGUCCAACAGUGCUGCCAGUUAUAGAUUAAUUGCUCGCUAACGUUAGUCCAAGCUGCAACAAGUCACUCAGUCAUGAUUGUAACCAUUUUGUAGCUUUUAAAAGUAGCUAUAUAUCACCUCUUCCACGUUUUGGACAUCAUUUUUCAGGGUCUUUAAACCUGUAGUAGCAAGAUACUUGGCUGACAAGUGGACAUUUUGGAGAGGGGUUAAUCGAACACCUGCCAACUACAAAGUCACUGUCAAUACCACACUAUGUUGACAAUAGCUUGCAAACUUGCUGGCUAGCUGCUUCUGUCAUUCUUUUCGCCCAGACCUUCACAACACAGUGGGGGAACAAACCUUUGAUACUGCCUGUUGUUUAUUUCCCCGGAAAUAAAAGGAUUUCAAUUGGAUUGAAAAUGGGAGCCGCUACCAAGUUGGCGUUUGCUGUUUUUCUCAUCUCAUUUUCCUCAGGUGCCAUCCUGGGAGGCUCGGAAACACAGGAGUGUGUUUAUUACAACUCCAGCUGGGAGAAGGAGAGAACCAAUCGCAGUGGCAUCGAGCCGUGCUACGGGGACAAGGACAAGCGGCUCCAUUGCUUCGCCACCUGGAAGAACUUCUCAGGAACCGUGGAGAUUGUCAAGCAGGGCUGUUGGCUGGACGAUUACAACUGCUACGACAGUAGUGAAUGCGUGGAGAGGAAAGAGAGUCCGGAUGUCUUCUUCUGUUGCUGCGAAGGCAACAUGUGUAACGAGAAGUUCCUGUACAGCCCAGACCCACAGGCCGUCCAAAGUAAGUCCUCUUCGACCUCCAACCCGUUCACCCAGAAGCCUCAGCUGUUCAACACCUUGCUGUACUCUCUAGUGCCCAUCAUGAGUAUCGCCGCCAUUGUGCUCUUCUCCUUCUGGAUGUACCGACAUCACAAGUUGGCGUACCCGCCUGUCCUGGUGCCAACGCAGCACGCCUUUCAUAUAAUGAUAGAGGACCCGCUUGGGCCACACACGCCUCCCUCUCCAGUCAUGGGACAGAAACCGCUGCAGCUGAUCGAGGUCAAAGCUAGGGGGCGCUUUGGUUGUGUCUGGAAGGCUCAGCUGCUCAACGAAUACGUAGCUGUCAAAGUCUUUCCCAUUCAGGACAAGCUGUCGUGGCAGAAUGAGUACGAGAUCUACAGUCUAAGUGGGAUGAAACACGAGAACCUGCUUCACUUCAUCGGUAUAGAGAAGAGGGGUAACAACAUGGAUAUAGACCUCUGGCUCAUCACAGCCUACCAUGACCACGGCUCUCUGACUGAUUACCUGAAGGCCAACGUGGUGUCGUGGAACGAGCUGUGCCACAUCUCCCAGUCCUUGGCCCGGGGACUCGCCUAUCUCCACGAGGACAUCCCAGGCCUGAAGGACGGACACAAGCCUGCCAUCGCUCACAGGGACAUGAAGAGUAAGAAUGUGCUUCUGAAAAGCGACCUGACCGCUUGCAUAGCGGACUUCGGUCUGGCCCUGAAGUUUGAAGCGGGGAAGUCGGCCGGAGAUAUCCACGGACAGGUGGGCACCAGGCGCUACAUGGCCCCUGAGGUGCUGGAGGGGGCCAUCAACUUCCAGCGGGACUCCUUCCUGAGGAUAGACAUGUACGCCCUGGGCCUGGUGCUCUGGGAGCUGGCCGCUCGAUGCACCGCCGCGGACGGGCCAGUGGAUGAAUACGCUCUGCCGUUCGAGGAGGAGGUAGGCCAGCACCCGUCUCUUGAGGACAUGCAGGAGGUGGUGGUGCAUAAGAAGCUCCGGCCCUGCCUCCGGGAGUGCUGGCAGAAACACGCGGGCCUAUUCAUGCUGUGUGAGACCAUCGAGGAGUGCUGGGAUCACGAGGCGGAGGCGCGCCUCUCGGCCGGCUGCGUGGAGGAGCGCGUCAUCCAGAUGCAACGCCAGACCAACGUCGUCGCCCCGGAGGAGAUCGUCACCGUCGUCACUAUGGUGACCAACGUGGACUUCCCGCCCAAGGAGUCCAGCCUCUGACUGGACGGAGAGAGUCAGCUGACACGUCAGGUGGCGACCGUGAAGAGAUUUUGAUUGGUCCUCGUCAGAUGUCAGGGGUCCAUUAACUAGUCAGACUGGCCCGUCAGGUUCAUGAACUCUGGCUCAUCCUGGGUUAACCUCUGACCCCUCAGACCAGUGGGCUAGUGUUUUAGUACAGGGCACUAGACUGCUCACUGCAGUGCCCACUUCAUAGCUACAUGCUGUAGGCCUGAACUAACACCUACAGAUGGACUCGCUUAGCGAGCUUGACAUUUUUAAGCUGGAUCCUUCAAAAGGACAAUACCAUGUUUUAACUGUUGAGCAAACAGCCUCUUUAAGCUGGGGAAAACAAGAUCCUUCAAAAGGACAACACUAGGUUAUAACAAAUGCUGUGAGCUGAGGGAAAGGAUAUGGUCAUUUGUCAGGUAUUUUCUUUUAUAUAUAUAAAAAACACCAUAUAUAUAUUAUACACACACACAAACACACACACGGAAAACACUAGGACCUCUCAACAGACUUCAGUUGUAUUUUCUAAGAAAACGAAGAGGAAGGACUGGAAGAGGAAACUUCUCAAAGCUCUGCUCCGUAACGUCAGCAUAAAAAAGGGCAAUUUGUUUCAAGAAUGCAUUUGCUGUUUCCUUCUGUGUUUAUAUGAUAAUGACUAUUGUAAUGCCAAUAAGAAACAGCUUCUGAAUGUCAUGUGUGCUGCUGCUGUACAUAAUAUCAAUGGAUAGAAAACAAUGAUGAUCAAGGUUUAUUUAAGGGGGUGGGGGG